Acaromyces ingoldii is the source of this 675-nucleotide messenger RNA. RefSeq names its product MSF1-domain-containing protein. Gene Ontology annotation, cellular component: mitochondrial intermembrane space. Gene Ontology annotation, molecular function: phosphatidic acid transfer activity. Gene Ontology annotation, biological process: phospholipid transport. Bases 68 to 643 code for a protein of 191 amino acids. The transcript has 3 exons. The record is from RefSeq and is a predicted model, not a curated record. Lineage: Eukaryota; Fungi; Basidiomycota; Exobasidiomycetes; Exobasidiales; Cryptobasidiaceae.
UUUCAUAUUCGGCAAACGUGCGUGUGUUCUUCUUUCCCCUCGUCGUCUUCUGGUGCAACACCCGACGAUGCCGCAGACGUUCGUAAACAGCUUCCCGCUUCCCUUUCCGUGGUCACACACGGCCCUGUCGGUAUGGCACAAGUACCCGAAUCCAUCGGCACCCCACGUCGUGUCGAUGGACACACUGUCGCACCAGUACGAUGACCAGACGGGCCUCUUGCGCAUCGAGCGGAUCCUCGGCGUGCGGCAGGGCGCGCCGACGUGGGCAGUCAAGCUCUUGGGCGGCACCGAAGACACUUACGUUCGCGAAGUGACCAUGAUCGAUUCGGCAAACGAGCGCUUUGAAAUGACGAGCACUAACCUCUCGCUCAGCGCCUACCUCCUCGUCAAGGAAUACAUCACCUACCUGCCCGCCUCACCCACCACGUCAGUAUUCAACCAGACGGCCCUCAUCACAUGCUCUGCAGGCUCGGGAGGCGGCUUUAUUGCCAAGGCGGCGCAAAAGAUUGAAGAUUGGAGCCAUAAGCGCUUUGGUGACAAUGCGGAGAAAGGCAAGAUGGGGUUGGAGCACGUCUGCAAGCAGCUUUGGGAAUCCAGGUGGCAACAAUCAGAUUCGUCUUCCAUGUCAGCAGCUAGACUAUGAUGGACAAUGCAGAAAGAUUUUUGCUUGACAAG